AUGGCGAACCGCACGGACCCCCUGGCCCGGAGCAUCCACGGCACCAACCCUCAGAACCUGGUGGAGAAGAUCGUGCGGGCCAAGAUCUACCAGAGCAACUACUGGAAGGAGCAGUGCUUCGGCCUCACGGCGGAGACCCUGGUCGACAAGGCCAUGGAGCUCGACCACACCGGCGGCACCCACGGCGGCAACCGCAGGCCGACCCCCUUCCUCUGCCUCGCCCUCAAGAUGCUCCAGAUCCAGCCCGACAAGGAAAUCGUCGUCGAGUUCAUCAAGAACGAGGACUACAAGUAUGUCCGGGUUCUUGGGGCCUUCUACCUGCGCCUCACUGGCACCGUCGCCGACGUUUACCAGUACCUCGAGCCGCUUUACAACGACUACCGCAAGAUUAGGCAAAAGCUCAGCGAUGGAAAAUUCACGCUGACACACGUUGACGAAUUCAUUGACGAGCUCCUGACCAAGGACUAUAGCUGCGACACUGCCCUCCCCCGCAUUCAGAAAAGAUGGAUCCUUGAAGCUUCUGGAACUCUAGAACCUAGAAGAAGUGCACUUGAAGACGAUUUUGAUGAAGAGGAGGAAGAUAAGGAGGAUGGACAGCCUAUGGACGUAGACGAGCCUAACACUCGUGAAAAGGACCAUCUUCGUGGAAGGAGCCCCACCAAAGAACGGGAUAGGGAAAGGGAGAGGGACAGAGACAGGAAACACGAAAGGCAUCACAGGAAGAAUCAGAGCCAUGGUAGGGACCGAGAUCAUGACAGAGAUCGGGAUCAUGACAGGGACUAUGGAAGAGGCCGGGAAAGAGAUCGAGACAGAGAUAGAGGCCGUGAAAGAGAUAGAGAGAGGGAUAGGGAACGAGACCGUCACCGGACCCGAGAUGACGAUUACAACCGAGAUCGAGACCGGGAUGGCAGGGAAAGGGAACGCCGGGACAGAGACCGUGGCAGGCACAGGAGUUGCUCAAGGAGCAGGAGCCGGGAUCGGCGUGAAAGAGACCGUGAAGUGGGAGAGCUCCGUAAGAGGCGUGGCCGUGGUAGUGCCAGUCCUCCUCGAGGGCGUGCCGAGGAUGGUCCGAGGGAGGAGCCUAAUAAGAAGAGAAAGGAAAAGAAAGAGAAGAAGGGCAGCGGGAACGGUCCAGAUCCUAAUGAUCCAGAGAUUAUAGAGAUGAACAAGCUGCGUGCAUCGAUAGGGUUGGGACCACUGAAGUAG
Molecule: messenger RNA, 1206 nt
Organism: Triticum turgidum subsp. durum (durum wheat)
Lineage: Eukaryota; Viridiplantae; Streptophyta; Magnoliopsida; Poales; Poaceae
Source: the annotation of a GenBank genome assembly